AUGAGCUAUUCCACUCCCUCAUUCCCCGGGGCCUGGAUGUCAGCGCAUUCCAAUGAAGCUGGUCCUUCCAAUCACCAACCUAAAAGACCUUCGCCUGAUCCACAAUAUGCUUCACGAUCUGGCUCGGUGACCGGCUCUAGUCGAAGAAGCUCUCCACGAAAAGUAGCUGCUCGAGGUGAAGGCGUUGUAACUCCUCCAGACGCCAUGGAGCAAUUUUUCGAUGCUGAAUCGGACGAUGGAGCUAUCAGAGCGUAUGGUGCAGGUGGACUGGCUGGCUCAGCCCCGAAUGAUCCUGGGUACUUGGCUGCGAGUCACUCACCCAAUAUCUUUUCCACCCCCAACCAGUCUUUCAACGCAUCACCGGCUUCGUCUCUGUCACGGACCAGCCCGAUCAAGGUAGCUGGCACGAUAACGAGGCAUAGUCCAUCCAAAUUGGGAAAACCGUCACCAGCUAGCGAUUCUUCAGCUUACCUACCGGUGUUCUCCAACGAGACCAGCUUUACCUCUCAAAGUCAGACCCGUCCUUCCCCGUCCAACUCCUCCUCCCCGCGAGUGCAUGGCACGUUCUCAUCCGCUGUCCACAACCCUGGACUACACCAUUCACCGCCUACUUCUCUCCAGACUAUACCUCAAAAGUCACCUCUUCUGCCACACGAGUUCAACGUGUACGCCACGGAUAAUUCAUCGGAUACUCAUGGAACGGCAGAAACUCCCCUACGUGAACACUUUCAACCUUACGGAUCGAUGAGCUCCCCGCCGAAUCGCGAGCGACUGGGAAGCUCUACAUCGUCUAUCAACUCCACCCUCAGGGGCAAUCGAGCGCCUGCACCGGCUGCUCUGGAUCUCAGUCCUAAGCGGAGGGGAGAGGCUGCACGGGCGGUGUCAGGUAAUGUGGAUAGGGAGAAAUACGGAGCUAUUCAAGGUCUCAUGCCGCCUGGAGAUUUUGGAGAUUAUGCCGGUCGGCGCAAUGUAUCAGAUUCAUCGGCGUGGUCAAGGGUUUCCUCCCGGGAUUCUCGGCCCCUACCUCAGCCGCCGCACUCGUCCUCUGACAUGAAUCUCGCUGGCACGAUGCGACAGCAUCCUACGAUGUCUGGUCCACCUGGCGCCUACGCUCAGUACCAAGAUUCCAAACACUCCCGUUGGGCAUCUGCGUCUCCUUCCAGCUCGAUCAAUGUUCCGUUAUCAGCUGUCGGAGGACAUGCUCGAGUCACCAAUGCGACACUGGCAACGGAUCGCCUCAGUGUCAGGCGUGACGCCUCGCGAGCAGCGAUUGACUCAUCCCAUCUUUCACCUUCUGCUCCCUCUUCCGACACCACUUCUCCCACUCUCGCGGCGCAAUCCACUUACUCCCCGAUCAGCCCUUACAUUGACCCUGCGGAUAUCGACAGGCGGAAUCUCGUUGGCGUUGGAGAGCUGUCUACUCCGCGCUGGGGUACGUUGUCCAACAUCUCGGCAGAAGGAACGCCUGGGGUGACGCCUUCCUACGGUCAAUCGCCGCCUAUGCCUCGAAUCACACCAAACACGUCCAUGUCUGCCCGAGGUUGGGCACGCGGUCAAACAGGUCUAGGACUUGGUGUCGGUUUCGGCCUCGCUACAUCCCUAGGCAAUGCGAUGGACAAUGUCAAGGAAGAAAGCCCUCCACGAGAGAACCGACCGCGACAUCAUUCCGUGUCGACGGUAACUCCUCCUCGACCUACCCCUUCCAUCACCACACUGCCUCCGCCCGUUCAUUCCACGAAUGGCGAGUAUCCAGGCUUCGCAGAUUUCGACUUUGAUUCGAGCAUGACGGCUGCAUUGGCAGCUUCGCUUGGAGUCUCUGAAGAGCAAAUCCCAGCUCCACGUGUCAGAGAACACCGGAUAUCGGCUCCACCCCCGCCUACCGCCGCUGCGCCUCCACCACCCGAAUGGCGAUCUCAGCCUAUACAGCAGGCUCCGUUUGCCCCACCACCCCGAGUUUCGCCGGGUAGUGCUAGAUCCAGGAUCUACGCUCGCAGAGCGUCUAGACAGGCGUCCGCGGAGAAGACGCAUCAGUUGAGCGAUGUAAACCCACCGUCAUCACCUAUUUACGCGGCAUUCACCUCGGCUCCAUCAUCGGCGGCGCCAAGGGAAGAUGCGCUGAUGUCCGAAUUUGGCAAUGUCCCUCGUCAACAAUCCAGAUUCAUUGAAGAAUCGCACGAUGCUCCACGCAACUUUUCAAGAAGGACCCCGCCCAGCUCUGCAGAUUCUUCCAUCGCUUUGCCUCCUGGCGCACUGCGAGCGAGGAAAUCCAGCUCAACGAGACCAGAUGGAACACCAAAGACUCGUCAAAGUCCCAGCUCGGGUUCCCAUCAUGAUAUCCUCAAGCAUUUUGCACCCAAAGACUUUUCACAUCUCCCUCCUAGUCCUUCAAGCGCAUCUAUCAAUCAGUUCUUGCGGAAUUCAGGGUCAAUCCACAACUUUUCGUCGGGCGGAUUACCUUCUACCGGAGCGUUUGGACUGCCGAGCAGUACGAGCAAAGUUUCGCUACAGCGAUCAGACUCAGGCCGAGUUCGUGGGGGUCGGACAGCAUAUGAGGUACAGGACGCCUCGCCCGACACGGAUGAAGCAUUACGAAAGCUUGAUGGGCUUGGUCUCACGCCAAUCAAGAGCAAGACGCCAAGAGGGAAACACUCACUGGCUGGGAGUUCUCAGACUACUCCGACUCGUUCAGAGACACCUCCGCUUACCGUGGGCAAGGCCAACACACCGGCGACGGAGAAGAGGUUGCCUCUCAAGCCUAGCAGUGCGAGCUUGCGAGCGGAGGCUGGGGAUUCACCUACUCAGACUUGGGUGGAUGUCGCGAUGGAAGAGGCAAUGGAUAGUCCUGGUCCUGGGGACUCUAAUCUACCAAACGCUGUUACGCCCUCCAUCGGCGCAGCUGACACACCUGGACCGAUGCCACUAUCCACUACUCCGCCUACGUCUGCCCCUGCUGGACGAGCUGACAAAAUCGGCAGAAGGAUGAGCAACAGUAGUGAAGCUUCAGCACAUAGCGAAUUGUCGCAUUCAGACUCUGUCGAAAAGUCGGUACCACCUGUCCCCCCUCUUCCCAAGAGCUUCAUGUCUUUGCGCCAAGGCAUGAAUGUGGCGGGUACGAUGGGUCCAACGAUGGCAGAUCAGAGUCCAGAUCCCAACAUCUCGAUCGACGUACACUCGCCCAAAUCAGUCGCGUCUGAGGCCUCGAUCAUCAGUGGACCUGGUCAGUCAAGCGUCGAUGAGCACGGGCAAUUGACGGGUACCACAUCGACCGGCACGAGUCGUCGACCUCGAAUGAGCAAAAAGUGGUCCUUUUCUUCUGCUCUCAAUCUUGCUCGGCACGUCAAGGAGGCCGCGGCGCCAUUGACAUCUCCGUCCAUGUUGGAUAUGAGUAUCGCCGAGAAGAAUCUUGAUAACCGAGGCUCUCAGACUCCAUGGACCGAGAUUGAACACGGGGAGAUUUCGCAGCCUGCACUUCAAUCCCCACCUCUCGGUGGGAUUGAGUCGAGGUCCAACCCCAGUAUCACACCGGGAGCUCCUAAUCAACUACCUCGUACCGGUAGCAAGCGCCUCACCCCAUCUGCCAUCCCGUUCUUCCGCCGAACAUCUUCCUCGUCCAUAGUCAGCAAAUUGUCUCAGCCGAAACCUGAGGAUGGGCUCGGUGCUCCGGCUCCAGCACCCAACCGCAGACCUUCAGGUCUCUCCGAACGGCAUCCGUCGAGCACAGAAUCUUCCGUCAUUCCGGAACAGGACGACUCUGUCCCUUCUACAUCUGCUCAGCCCAAAAAGUCGGUACUCAAUAUGCUGCGUGGUAGUGUGACCAAGCGCCAUGUUUCCAACAAGGAGACAUCGACGUCCUCCUCUGUCACAGUUGUAGACAACGAGCCGAAAGAAGCCAAGUCAUCCAGUACUGGAUGGUCGGGUCGAAAACGCGGCAAGACUCUGUCCAUCUCCAACGAUGCACUCAUUAGAUCGUCGUCUGGAAUUCCAACGACAUCUCAGCAGAGCACGAUCCAUAUUAUCCACCCCAAGGUAUCUAUCGAGAGCUCUCUCUCGUCUCGAUCGGUACAAUCAAACAAGUCUGGAUCCACCGUCAAUGGUGGGGCGGCCGUCAAGGGUCCUCCGACCACACUACCUGCCAUCGUUGGAUCCCCGCCGAUAAAACAAGCUUCCUCUAGCAACUCGCUCAAGCUGUCAGAGACAGUUCGGGAUCUACCCUCCAUCACCCCGACAAAGAUCCCUCGGAUCUCCAACCGACCGAGUGGAGGGUCGCCUUCCAUGGUCCAUCAAGGCAUGCCUCCGCCCGCCAUGGCAUCUAGCAAAAGUGCUGGUCAAUUCGGGUCGCUUGGAAAGAAGGUUUCAGCGACUGCCGCGGAACCACUUCGACCUUCCUUCUCUGAAUUCGGAACACUGGCAAAUUCUCAAGGCCAUCGACAUAACGCUUCGAAUUCUCACCGAGCACAUCUCUUGGCUCCCAUGUCUGCGAGGACAGAGGCCAAACGCCACGAGAAGCACCGGCUUGAACCUGUCCGCGUGUCAUCCGGCCAGCAGGUCCCUGCGUCUCGUCGUGGCCUGCCUGCACCUCCUCCCACUGCUUCUUCAAAUCUCACUGCUCAGACUCAGUCGUCUCUGGCCAAACGCGCAUCGCGAGAGAGCAUCCCCACUUCUCGACCAAACAUGACGCGUAGGGGAUCCAAGGGAACGAGCAGUGGUGGUCAGACGCCGUCAGAACAGUCAUCACCCAUCAAACCAUCGAAAUUGGCUCAUUCAAAACUCGUCGUUCCCACUGCCACUGCCACGGCCAAACUGCCCAGUUCAUCGUCUGUUGGUGGAGCUUUAGCCUUCCGGAAGUCUGGACCGUUGAUGCCUUCACCAACCUCCAGCCCGGCAGAGGAUGAAGAGGGUCUCGCGGAUGCUGAGAUGCACGCAUAUGUCCAACGUCGAAAGGCCAGAAAGGCGGCUGGCAAGAAGGAGGAUUUAUCGGAUAUCGUCGCGUUCCCACAGGACAUUGUACCGAAGCCGCCGCUGACCCAGCGAGCAUUCGUAUCUAAACGCCUGGGGUCCAUGUCGGAUUACGAGCGGCGAGAAGUGCUCGACUUUGACAAUAUUUACUACUCUCCGCCUUCCAGGAUUGCUCGGCCCGCUCAAACCGGGGGUGCGACCUUCAAUCAUGGAUAUGAUGAUGAGCGAGGGGACUACCUCAUCGUUGCUGGAGAUCACCUGUGUUAUCGAUAUGAAGUUGGCAGUGUGCUCGGAAAAGGAUCGUUUGGUCAAGUGGUUCAAUGCCGAGAUCAUCAAACUGGACAAUCCGUCGCGGUCAAGAUAAUCCGAAACAAGAAACGGUUCCACGCACAGGCCCUGGUGGAAGUCAAAAUCUUGCAACAGUUGGUCGAAUGGGAUCCAGAUGACAAGCACAACGUCGUCAGAAUGACGGAUCAUUUCUACUUUCGCGGUCAUCUCUGUAUCGUCACGGAACUACUGAGUAUCAACCUAUACGAAUUGAUCAAAGCGAAUCAUUUUGACGGUUUCUCGACAACCUUGAUCAGACGAUUUACGACCCAAAUGCUGGCGAGUUUGCAAUUGAUGAGAUCGCAUCGCAUUGUUCAUUGUGAUUUGAAGCCAGAGAACAUUCUUCUGUGCCAUCCCAUCAAGAGCGCCAUCAAAGUCAUUGAUUUUGGAUCUAGCUGUCUAGAGACUGAAAAGGUGUACACAUACAUUCAAAGUCGAUUCUAUCGCAGUCCUGAAGUCAUUCUCGGGAUGAGUUACGCCAUGGCGAUUGACAUGUGGAGUUUGGGCUGUAUUCUUGCCGAGCUUUACACUGGUGUACCGAUCUUCCCCGGUGAAAAUGAACAUGAACAAUUAGCUUGUAUCAUGGAAGUGCUGGGUGUGCCUGAUAGAGACAUUGUGAAUCGAUCCAGCAGGAGGAAAUUAUUCUUUGACACCGCUGGCGCCCCUCGACCUUUCGACAAUGGGAAAGGCAAACGCCGACGACCCAAUACCAAAACCCUUGCUCAAGCAUUGAAGUGCAACGACGAGCUUUUCGUGGAUUUCCUUGCGAAAUGCUUGACUUGGGAUCCAGACAGACGACUCAAACCUCAGCCUGCUAUGCGACAUCCCUGGAUUUUGGCAGGACGAAGACGACAUGCGCCGCCUGCGCCGGCUGCGACUCGGAGCUCGUCCAAGGGAUCAGAUCUCCUGGCGAAUGGAUCGUCGUCCAUGACGUUUUCCGGCUCGAAUUGGAGUCUCAGUACGAAAGAUAAGAAGGACAAGGAAAGCAAGAAUGGUUCUUCUGGAUUAUUGAUCUCUCCUCCCACGCCUUUGAUGGCGAGGCAGAGUGGUACUGGAUCCUCCAAGAUGAGUGGAUUGGCGAGUUCGACGAGGAUGAGUUCGGGGCAUGUCAGGAAUGGCAGUGUGAACAUGGUACGUGAUAGAUAG
Molecule: messenger RNA, 6429 nt
Organism: Kockovaella imperatae
Lineage: Eukaryota; Fungi; Basidiomycota; Tremellomycetes; Tremellales; Cuniculitremaceae
Exons: 9
Coding region: 1-6429 (2142 amino acids)
Biological process (GO): peptidyl-serine phosphorylation; peptidyl-threonine phosphorylation
Molecular function (GO): ATP binding; protein serine/threonine kinase activity
Source: RefSeq, a predicted model, not a curated record